AUGGCAAGAAAAUCCCCGAGCUCUCAUAAAAAGCUUAGAUCCAGACAAGUGCGAACGCGGCCAAAUGCCAAACACAAUGGCUCGAGCACUUCGCCUGGACGACGACGUAACAAGAUUGUUGAAAAGCCCUCUAAACCCCAACUGCUCAGCGCUGGAAUCUUCACCGAAGCGCAAUCCUGUCAGGAAAACUACAUGAGCUCGCUCAGCCGCGCUACUAGUAAUCCUCUCAUCUUCACAAUUGGCCACGGCACACGUUCACGCUCCGAACUUACCAGUCUUCUCCGAUCCGCCCAAGUCACAAAACUAGUCGACGUGCGCUCCAUUCCGCGCUCUCGCACAAAUCCUCAAUUCAAUCGCGACACCCUGACAACAUCAUCAGACCUACGCGCAGCGGGAAUCGAGUACAUAUGGGCCGGUGAGUCCCUGGGCGGCCGCCGCCCGAAGUCAGUCAGCCCAGAGAACGAACGCCACACGGCGAUUAGGGUUCAAGCAUUCAAGAACUACGCGGGCUACAUGAGUAGCGAGUCGUUCCGAGAAGGUCUGGAUGAGCUUAAGAAGCUAGCAGAGGGCAACACAGUAGCCUACAUGUGCAGUGAGACGCUUUGGUGGCGAUGCCACCGGCGGAUGAUCUCAGACAGAUUGGUUACUGAUGGAUGGGAAGUGCUACAUCUGGGCAUUCAAAAGAUUCCGAUUCAACAUCAGCUGUGGGAGAUUGCGCAUUCUGAUGGUCAGGAUCUGAUAUAUGAUGGUUGGUGA
Molecule: messenger RNA, 756 nt
Organism: Exophiala oligosperma
Lineage: Eukaryota; Fungi; Ascomycota; Eurotiomycetes; Chaetothyriales; Herpotrichiellaceae
Exons: 1
Coding region: 1-756 (251 amino acids)
Source: RefSeq, a predicted model, not a curated record